AUGGCAGCACUAAACCGACUUCCAUAUGAGCUCCUCUCUAGCGUUAAUAGAUAUGCAGCGGACUGGGUUGGUCUCGAAAGCCUUUUACAAGUCUCCCCCCAGUUGGGAAAGCUUUUCGCAGGCGAGUCCGACAACGCGAACCCUGAAGCCAUUCGCCUUGUUGAAUCAAUUCUCAAGGAGAACUCUAUCAUGAGCCACGAACUACACCGCUAUUUCCGCAUGACCAUGGAACUGCGCCAACCUUCCUUAGCAGAUAGAAAUCUCGCCGAAUUUAUGGCUCGGGACCAUUCUCGUUCGCGUAUGGCCUCUUCUUCGAUAAAUCGCGCUACGUUGCAGGAAAUGGUGAAAGUCGCGGCCAACAUUCAGCGGCUAGCAUGCGCUUGUCUGACCACUCUGUUGACCCGGCUUCGGAAGGUUCAACCACGGCGCUGGGAGGGGGAAUUACAAGGCGCCCGCUUAUUCAAAGUGACGGGCACCGCGCCAUAUAAGCCACGUGAUGCCGGCCCUCCUUCCUGGAUUGAGGAGUAUCGGGUCUACCGCGCGCUAUGGCACGUGCUAUUAUGUUCCGACCUAUUGGUCGCUGCCGAUAGGCUAGAAUGGCCCCAAAGUGAUCUCGACCUUUUACGGUCCGACUAUAUCGGCUGGAAUCAAUUGCCUUAUAUAGCUACGGAGGAGAUCCGUUCCGUGAGGGAAUGUCUGGAUAAUCUAUUUGGAGCCGAUAUAGAUCAAACUACACAGCUCUUAGUCGAAUCGAAAAGCAGUGAUAAGGCCCUUGUUAUACAGGUACCAUAUGCCACUCAACUGCUGUGCAAAUUUGAUGUCUGGUCCCCUCCCCCCACUCCACCCAGAAUGUCCAUCACGAGAGACCUCUGGGGACAGGGAUAUAUGAUGACCGAAGAGAAUCCUAUGUUUGACCUUUGGCGCUCAUGGCAGAUUCGCAGCAAGACCCAUCCGGCUAGACAUCAGGUAUAUAGCCUCCAGGAUUCCCGUCUAUGGCGUGCAUUAGGUAUGCCGAUCUGGGAUCUCUGGCGUUUCUAUGGGCUAGGACUCUGGAAGGCUCAGUGGCCUAUGCGGCAGCAAGUACCUAUCUUGACUCCCAACGGAAUGGAGGUGUCGAUAGGUGCUGAUCCCCCUUUUCAUGGCGAGGACAUCGGUUAUCGCUUUUCGGUCUUUAUCGAGGCGCGCGUGCAAAUGGAACGUCAAGAGAAAAUGGAGCGGAUAGUAGAAGACACCCCAGCAAGAGAAUAG
Molecule: messenger RNA, 1248 nt
Organism: Penicillium longicatenatum
Lineage: Eukaryota; Fungi; Ascomycota; Eurotiomycetes; Eurotiales; Aspergillaceae
Exons: 1
Coding region: 1-1248 (415 amino acids)
Source: RefSeq, a predicted model, not a curated record